Molecule: messenger RNA, 15406 nt
Organism: Podarcis lilfordi (Lilford's wall lizard)
Lineage: Eukaryota; Metazoa; Chordata; Lepidosauria; Squamata; Lacertidae
Source: the annotation of a GenBank genome assembly
GGCUGCCACUUCCUCUCCCCGUGCAGCUUAUAAGGACUUGCCCCUCACUUGUUUACUGAAGUGUAGCAUAAAAGGAGUCAGUUCACAAAUGAGGCGUUGCUUCCCAACUUUUUUCCUGCAUACAUUUUUCUGAAGAUAAUAAUUCACCGGGCUCUGUUCUACCAUCAGCCCAAGGUCAAUAUAAUGAAAUAAAACACCUUAUAUGGCUAACAUACUAUCCAUUGGCCUUUUUAGGGUCUUGGCUUGGAGAAGAUCCGCCUCUGAGGUUUUAUAGUCUCACUGGUAUUUAUACCAAAGGCAUCGUCAGAACAGAGUCCCCGAGGAAAGGAGUUUUCCUGUGCACUUGGUGAGUAGCUGCAGAAAGAUUCUGCCUGCAUGAACCCUCUUCUUGGAAACUGCCUCCUUCAGGGGCAAGGCAGGAGUUGUGCAUGGCAAGGGAGACUUGGGAACCACCUUGCUGGCUGGCCAGGUUUGGAAUGCACCUGAACAUUGCUCCCUGUGUGUGCCUCUGGGAGGAGUGAGUGGCCUAAGCUCUGCCGCUUCAUUGAAGGUUUCUGCCGGUUUUUGUGGCUGCCUUGUGCAAGUGUUGUGCAAGGCUGUCUUUGUGCAAGUGUUAGCGGCUGUGGCUUGCCUCUCUCCACGGCACACUUUGGAGGCAGAGGGAAAGACCGGGACUUCUUGGGUUUAUGGUCCAAUAUGCAAAUCAGGGUGUCAAGUCGUUGCUGUUUUUUAAAAGCGUAACCUGGUGUUUUGGAUACCAUUUGUGGAGAAAGCCAGAAGUUUUUGACUACUAUUCCUGUGGAUGCUAAGUAAUUUGAGAUUAUCUGUCACAUGUUAUUGAUUGCCUAGGGCUAACCCCUCCCCCCACCCAGUUAUUGAUUCCAUACAGCUGCUUUAUUUUCAAUACUUGCUGAAAUUAGUAUUAGCUGUGACUGUUUCAUCUUUCUUUAUAUGAUAAAAGCAGCCUGGUGUGCCUGAAUCUGAAGGAAAUAUGUGGGGAGGGGCCUUUUUUCCCUCUGGAAGCCAGGGGUUGGAGAGAUUAUUUCCAUUUUUGGGAAAAGCUUGUGAGAAACCUCGUGUUUCUGUUUACUCUCGCCCAGAGUCCUGGCGUGGGAUGCCAGGCUUGCUCUCUGAUUCAUGCCUGCAGCUUGCGGAAAAUUUAGAAAAAUUCCAGAGGACACAGAACAAGGCUUGCGUGUUAGAAAAGGAAAAUAUAAGUAUGUGAUACAAUUGCAUCCUCCAGGGAAGGAAAUCUGAAGUAAAGUGAUCCAAAAUCUCUGGUGUGUGAAAACUCUUGUGCAGAAACCCCGCAUGAAAGUAACUGCACGUUGCACCUGCUCUGUGACACCUCCCUCUGGUAAAAUCCUGGAAUUAGGAAAAGAAUCAGAGUCUGAGAGUUGGUGAGCCCAGGUCCAGUUAAGUCAUGUUCCUUGGGGGCCCACUUUUAUUUAGUAUUUAUUAUUUUAUUUAUUCAACUUAUGUACUGCCUUUCAUCAAAAGAUCCCAGGGUGGUGUACAACAUUAAGAACACACUUUAAGACAGCCACUGUGGUGGAGUAGCUGGAGUGGCCUGACUUGGACCUGGGAGACCUUGGGCCGGUCACUUACUCUUAGCCUGAACUACCUCACAGGGUCGUUGUGAGGAGAAAAGGGGUGUGUGGGAGGAGAACCCCUUCAGCUCCUUAGAGGAAAGGUGGGAUAUAAAUGCAAGAAAUACAUUAAUUAAUUAAAUAAGAUGAGACUCUCACCACCUGCUCUGCAGAUGCGCUGAGAUAUAUAGUCAUUUCAAUCUUUGAGUCUUUGGAAAUGGUAUCAUUUACAUAAAAACCUCAAGCUUUAAAUCUGAGUGGCAUUUAACCAGACUGUGUUGAAGCUGAAUCAGUGGAAGAAGCCAUGGCAACAGCAGGGAAGUCGAGGCAGCUGUCUUCUGGUCACGAUGGCACCUUAGGCAAGGGAUGAGACGUGAAGGGCAGGGUGUCAGAUGUGGAGGAGCUGGCUGGAAGAGGGGAAUUCCUUGCUGGAUCAGGCCAAGUGAGGCUCAUCUAGUACAACAAUCAGUUCGCAAGAGGGGCCGCCCCACUGGGAAGCAGGGCAGGCAGGCAUGCAAUUGUUGGCCUGGCUUUCCCCUGUUGAUUUCAGCAUCUGGCAUUCAGUGGCUUUUUUCAGCUGGAACUCAUUGGAACUGGGUUCCGGCACCUCUCAGGUGUAUGACAUUGUUGUUAUACGAGAAUAAGGGAGGCAUUCAUGGUGAGUUCUGGCACCUUUUUUCUAGAAGAAUAGCCCUAGGCUCCAUGAACUUAUCCAUUCCAUUUUUAUAAGCAAGAGUGGAUGCUUCAAUCAUUUCAGCUGCUUCCUGCAGCUUGCAGUUGUUUUCCCGGCUUUUGUGAAUGGAAAAAUCAUGAGCUCCCCAUCAGCUCAGCUUCAUGACACAUGGGGCUUACUUGCCAUGAUUCUCCUGCUCACACUAGUAUUGCUAAGGGGUUUUCCAUCUGGCCUUCUGUGUCUCUGCAGUUUGCUCCAAUGGAUGGGUUGCAUCCCUUGAUGUUUUCGGUUGGUGCCUUGAAAAGGAAUUGGAGGACAGCCCCAAAGUUGCUAAAGUAGACUUGCCCAGCCUUGGACCCUCCAGAUGUUCUGCACUACAACAUCAGCCCUUGUAUACUAUGAUGGGAAUUGUAGUCCAAAGCAUAUGGCGGGUGCCAGGUUGGGUCAAGGGGACAAAUUCUUUCUGAUCACAAUAGGUCCAUCAAAAACCUUUAGCUGUUUUAUGCCAGCAAAACUAUCAUGGCUCCCCUCAAAGAAUCCCGAGAAUGGCAUUUUGGUGAACAUCCUGGUGAUAGAUUCAGGUAGGUAGCUGUGUUGGUCUGAUGCAGUAUAUAUACCGUAUAUAUGUUGUAUAUAUGUUGGUACUGUAUAAGCUUUUGUGUGCAUGCACACGGCUUCAGAUAAGAACUUCUUCGUAUCUGAAGAAGUGUGCAUGCACACGAAAGGUUAUACCAAGAACAAAUUUAGUUGGUCUCUAAGGUGCUACUGGACAAUUUCUUAUAUAUAUAUAUAUCCCGGUGAUAAUUCUGCUAGCCAUCCACCCUCACAGAGGUACAGGCCCCAGAGCAGGUUCCUUGCAGAAACGAAAUGACUGUCAAGCUAAAUCUGCACUGCAAACAUGCUUUAUGGGGUAUCCUUUCACGGCUGGAUUCACUGGCUGCCUUCAAGUCAGUUCUUUGGUCAGUCUCUGUGUUUAAUGCUUGCAACAUAAUUGAAUCCCCUUCUGCCUGUCCUUCAUUCAGGGCUGCCUGAGCCAAAACACAAGAUUCCAACUCUCCAGUUAUAGCAUUCUAUGAUUAGUGCAAAUUUAUUCUAAUAAACAUAUUUUUGUAUGCAGUUUGACUUAUAUAUGCAGCAACAUCCCCCAAUAGGAUGCGGUUUUGUAUGUCAUUUUCAAUAAUAUAUUAAUUUUUAUGUGCACUUUCCCUUAGUAUAUGCAUUUUUGUAAGCGCUGGUUGGCAAACUGACUCACAAAAUUCAGAUGAGCGUGAAUUCUGAAGGAUAAUUCUGUCUUUUGGUUCGCAUAUUGUUUUGAAAAGAGCAGAUUUGAUAGCUUCAGCUUUAAUUGAAAUACUUUAUUGUCACUUGUACAAAUUGUAUACAGUGAGAUUACAAGUGAAUCUUGGAUCGAAUUCCCCCUCCUCCUCUACCUCAGAAAGAAAAUGGGUUUUUCAAGGAAUGAUCUACCCACUGUGUAAAAAGCAUGUGUGUUCUCCCCAGAUAUGCAGUGACUGCCCACUAUAAUAGCAGCUCCCACUCAAUGCUGGUGAGAGGAGAUCAGGCUAGCUUGGAGGGCAAAGUGCACACAUCUCCGUCUUCAAACCCCUCAUUGCCACUCCCUGUAGCAUCUUCUGUCUGAUGCCUUUGCCUAAUGAUGCCUCUUGCUUUCACCAGCAAAGACCCCUCCUGCACAGUCCCUACAUGUCCUUCCUGAUCUUCCCUCUUCCAGGUCUCCUGUGUCCCAGCACCACCGUCAGUCGAAGCCAUGUGUGAAGAGGAGACAACCGCCCUUGUUUGUGACAAUGGCUCUGGGCUGUGCAAGGCUGGGUUCGCCGGUGACGAUGCCCCCCGUGCCGUUUUCCCAUCCAUUGUGGGUCGCCCACGUCACCAGGUUUGUUCACAGAGUUCCCUUUGGGUGCUUCUAAUCAGGGAUUUUUUUCAGCUGGAACUCAGGGCACAUCUCAGGUGGACACCAUUGCUAUUACAAGAGAACAGGGGAGGCAUUCAUGGUGAGUUCCAGCACCUCUUUUUCUAGAAAAAUAGCACUGCUCAGAGCUGGGACUCAGUUAGACUGGUAAAGAAAAAGCAAUUUAUAUGCGUUGUAUGUGCAAUAUAACAUUGUGCCACCAAAUGGCAAUGUGGAAUCCCGUUUUUCUCUACCUGUUUAAAUUUACAACGCUUUAAACUGAAACACUUCUUUGAUGUGUCUAGAUCCAGCCUUGGACUAUGGACUCAGCUAUACAGCUGCAAAUAAAACAUUUUAAGUGUGUUUUAAAUGUAAUAUACAAUGUGGCAUUAGAUGGCAAUAGUGAGCCUCAUGGAAAAUUCAAUGUAUUUUUAAAAAGGCAUUUUCAGAACGGUUUUUAUAUGUGUGUAGAUUCCCCUUAUAACUCCCAUCAGCCUCAGCCAGCAUGUACAAAACAUCUGGAGGGCACCAGCUUGGCAAAGGCUGAUGCAUGGCAUAUACAUGGGAUAAAAUCUAUUAUUACCAAAAGUAUAAGUAUACAAAUGAAUUAUCCAAAGAAACACAAGAUGAAGAUCUAUAAAUCUUAAAUCAGAAAGAAAAGGAGCACUACAGUUUAUUAAGAACCAUCAAUAGAAUACAUAUUAAAAGGUCAUAGUAGGAAGUAAUUGUACAACUAAAUGUGUUUGGAUGUAAGAAAUUGGUAGUUUCAUAGACCAGAAAUUCUCAUGUAAGAUACUGUAGGACCCCAUAUUUCAUCAGCUAAAUGCACCUUGAGAUUUGCUGAAAGUCUGGCAGCUUUUUCACUUUUAGAGUAUCCCAGAGAUUUGCAAAGUCUCUCUCCUGCCCCCCUUUAAAGAACUGGUAGAGCAAAUUUACCAAUAUUUGGAAAAUACCAGGGUAGCAGGAUCAUGGGAGUUCAGAGCCAGCCACAUCAGAAAUUCAGCAGGGAAAAGAUUCCAGCAAAUUAUUUGAUUGAAUAAGAUAGAAGAGGAUCUGUUUUGAAUGUUUUGGUCACAAGCAACUGUUUGUGGGCAAAGGACUCUGACAGGUUAAGGUUUCCCAUGUGCAGUGCUUUUUUUCUGGGGGUGCUCAAGGGUAUGCAGUACUGACACCUCCCGCCCCCCCCACCCCCCGUUAAAAGUGUAGCACUUACUGGAACAACUUCAGGGUGAGUACCAGCACCUUAUAAAUAAAUAAAAAAGCACUGCCCAUAUGAGAAUCCUUGGAAAUGGCUCAGUCUGUGGCUGAACUGUCCAUGGCAAGUUCCUUUGACUCUUAGUUUUCACAGCUAUUCAUGUGACUGCAUUAAUGCCAUGCAGGAAGUGACCAGGUGCUUGCCAAAUGAGAACAUUCCCAUGUCUGUAGGGAGGAAGAAUAAUUGAUGUUCAAGAUCUGGUCCUUGUCAUUCUAUCAGUGAGGCUGAAAUAGUCCAUAUUCUGGGAAAUGAGACUUGUGAAGGCCAACAUAGUGGUUCCCAUUUAGCAGGGUGGAAUGAAGAGUGCUGUGAGGCAGAAUGCCAAACUUACCUUGAGCAUGUGAUCAAGCUGAGAUUUGAAUUGAGGAUUCCCUGGUGCAUCACACUCCUACCCAAUAUAAAAUUUCACCUUCUUAUUACAGUGGUGCCCCGCAAGACGAAUGCCUCGCAAGACAAAAAAUUCGCUAGACGAAAGGGUUUUUUGUUUUUUGAGCUGCUUCGCAAGACGAUUUUCCCUAUGGGCUUGCUUCGCAAGACGGAAACGACUUGCAAGUUUGUUUCCUUUUUCUUAACACCGUUAAUACAGUUGCGACUUGACUUCGAGGAGCAACUCAUAGCCUUUUUUGAGGUUUUUAAAGACUUUGGUGAUUUUUGAAGCUUUUCCAAAACUUUCCCGACACCGUGCUUCGCAAGACGACAAAACUCGCGGAAUGAAUUAAUUUCGUCUUGCGAGGCACCACUGUAUUUAUUUGCUUAUUCAUUGAAAAACAUAUUUUCCAGUCUGUCCUCAUAUGGUUCUAAGUGGGUUGGAGUAGGCCGAAUUCUAAAUGGUCUUCAGAAGGGAGAAGUUAUGUUGGUGGCAGAUGAGUGGGUGUUAGAUUAUGCAGAGUUUGUUUCCCUUUCUUUGAAUACCUCAUGCCUGGAGAAGGAUGAAGAGGGGAGUUUAUGAUGUUCCUCUUCUUGGUUCCUAGGGUGUGAUGGUGGGGAUGGGCCAGAAAGACAGCUACGUCGGGGACGAAGCCCAGAGCAAGAGGGGGAUCCUGACCCUCAAGUACCCCAUUGAGCACGGCAUUAUCACCAACUGGGACGAUAUGGAAAAGGUGACAAGCUCUCCUCUUCGUUAACUUUUUCAUUCAGAUUUUGAACGGGAGGUGUUUUUUUUUUAUUAAAAUAGAAAAACACAGACAAUAGCCAGGAAAUAAAAUAACUUCUCAGAGUCUUGUAUAAUGUGUAUUACAGCAGAGCAUCUACUAAACCUUCCUUCUCCAGCCUUGAUGUUUCUGAGAGUUUGUAAUAAUAUUGUAUCAUUUGAUAUGAUCAAACAAAUAAUUGGAUAACAUAUGAAUGGCAAUUGAUAAAUUUCUCGCUAGAUUCCAUGGCUUUCCAAUUGCAUUUUCAACCAAUUCUAGAAGUAUUGUAGGAAUUAGAGGAAUUUCAUACAUAACAGUGGCUAGAGAAUAAUCAGUCAUUUAGCUGAGCCAAUGUGAUGGUCUGAAGACACGACACACCAAACUUAAUGACGUGAUGAUGGCCUGAGUCUACUAAGUACCUACUUCCAUUUUAUAAAUAAAGCAUUUUGCUUCUCUUCCCCACCAAAAAAGCUUUAAAGUAUUAGUGCAUAUAGUCACCAUCCUCUGUACUUCUUUGGACCCUAGCGUAUCUGAUCUUGGCAGCUGGGGUGACCAGACUUUAUGGCUUGGAUCAGGCAUAGGCAAACUCGGCCCUCCGGACGUUUUCGGACUACAGUUCCCAUCAUCCCUGACCACCGCUCCUGUUAGCUAGGGAUGAUGGGAGUUAUAGUCCCAAAACAUCUGGAGGGCCGAGUUUGCCUAUGCCUGGCUUGGAUCCUAAGAUCCAAUGAGGUCCAUGUAAGGAAAGCAAUUCUCCAGGCCCUUGCCCCAGGUCCAUGAGAUACUACACAAUCUGAUCUGUAUUCAGGUUGCUAGGCUUUAUGAUAGAAUUAGUGCCAUUCAGUCAUGAAAGAUUCACAGUUAUGGAACAUAUGUGUUUGGGCAUUAUGGAGGAAUGACAGUGGCAUUGGUCUGAGGAAUGACUGUGCUUCCUGAGCAACCCCCCACAGAGGCAAAUUGACCAGGUUGUUUUGCUUUAAGGGAAAGCGUGCCUGAUAGCAGUAGCAUACAAAUAAAAAAUGGCUUAUCUGAGUCAGCAGCACCAGCUGGGCAUGACAGGCAAGACCCAAAGAUGGAUGCAACAUUAUGGAGUCUUUUCACAAUCUCUGGCCAACCUGAACGCUUGUGACGUGUUGAGAAUGAAGUCAGGCGAGACAAAGCUUGGCACUUUGCAGGCAACUCUUGUUUGUCCACUUUGCCCAGAUUUGGCACCAUUCUUUCUACAAUGAACUGCGAGUGGCUCCUGAAGAACACCCCACACUUCUGACAGAGGCACCCCUGAACCCUAAGGCAAACCGAGAAAAGAUGACCCAGGUAAAACCUCUUCUCCUGCUCAGCUGGACAAUGUACGAUGAACAUGUACUGCCAAGUGGUGGAUUUGGGAAGCCAUUAAGGGAGGUGAGGCAGAGCUGGGGGGGGAGGUCCCUACACAAGCCCCAUUGAGAUGCCUUCUGCAGCUCCUUUCCAUUUCAAUAAGAUUUGUGCAGGAGAGCAGAAUGUGCUCUCGAGACCGAAGCCUCCUCUAUCCAGCCCUGGAAGAGUGGCGUGCCAUUCAUUCUCUCUUUUCCCCUCCUAGAUUAUGUUUGAAACCUUUAACGUCCCUGCCAUGUAUGUCGCAAUCCAAGCUGUGCUGUCCCUCUAUGCAUCUGGCCGCACCACCGGUGAGUGCUUAGCUUCAAUUGCCGAGUCUCCAGAAGUCUGAAUUCCAUGCACGUCCACACAAAUCUGAGAUGAAAGAGAGCCAGUGUGGUGUAGUGGUUAGAGUGUCGUCCUAGGACCUGCGAGACCAGGGUUCGAAUCCUCACUCAUUCAGGAAGCCCACUGGCACAAUAGCAGAGGUAGCCUGGAGUUCAUCCUGCUCCUGAUGGUGUGCUGAUGACCAAGCACUUUACAAUACAGUGAUAUGGAUGGUUGACAGCUCAUUGGAUUCCCAGAGACAAUGGAGUGGGCCUCCAAGGUUGAACUCAAACUGCUAGAGAAUCACAGCGCCUGCUGUGGCUGCAGACUGAUAACUUGCAACUGCUGCCUCCCAUGUUUUUUGCUGUGUUAGCAGUACCAAAGUAACCUCCCAUGGGGCGCAGGGCUGAACAAUGUGUGUGAAGGUCCUGGGCUGCACAGACAAAGGGCAAAGGUAAACAGCAUAAUAUGUUUGGCACCACCUUGGCUGCUGGAGUUGCCAGAAGGAGGUGUACAAGGUGCCAUCCAAUCGUCUUAGAGACCCAACUCCAGAUUUGUGUAGGGUUUAAUCCAGGCACAGGCAAAUUCCAUCCCUCCAGAUGUUUGGGACUACAGUUCUCAUCAUCCCUGACUUCUGGUCCUGUUAGCUAGGGAUGAUGGGAAUUAUAGUCCCAAACAUCUGGAGGGCCGGAUUUUGCCUAUGCCUGGUCCUUAGCUUUUUCUUCUCCCUACGAUGUCCCGCAAGACAGCGGGUAAUAUUUCCUGAGUAAUAUGUUGACGUAAGAAGAGUGAAAUGGGGGUUGGGGACCCACGGCAUUUGUGUCACAGUCUUCCUUCCUCUUCCUCUUUAGGUAUUGUUCUGGACUCCGGUGAUGGCGUCACUCACAAUGUGCCCAUUUACGAAGGUUACGCCCUGCCUCAUGCAAUCAUGCGUCUUGACCUGGCUGGUCGUGACCUCACAGACUACCUCAUGAAGAUCCUGACAGAACGGGGCUACUCUUUUGUCACCACUGGUAAGGAGGGGCUGGAUCCUUGGAGCUGACGGCAGGGACCUAGAUGGGGUUGCUCCAGCAUUGCUUUUCUUCUUUAUUUUACUUUUUUAGAAAAGCUCAGAUAAGCACUUUAUAUUGUCAUGUGGUUCAGACAUCUUAGUGCUGUCUCCUCGUUGCAUUUUUUGGAGGGGGGAAAUUGAAAGUAAAUGGGGAGGAAAAUAACACAUUUUGUUAGAUGGGAUUGCCUUACCCCAUCCAUUAGAAUCAUAGAAUUAUAGAGUAGGAAGGAACACAAGGUUCAUCUAGUCCUAUAAAUUAUAAUAGUACAAUAAAAUAUAAAAGACACACGCGCACACACUGAGAGGAAAUGGGUAGAGAGAGGUGUAUUGAAAGUAAAUUAACAAUAACAACAACAAUAACUAAGGUAGGGUAUAUAAGACAGAGGACACCAAAGAAGGAACAAAGAAAGGAUGAAAGAAAAGAAAAGGGGAAAAGGGAAGGAAAGAAGACGAAAAAGAGGGAAAGGAAAUGUGUGUGUGUGUGUGUGUGUGUGUGUAACGCAGAGAAGAGGUAUUCAGAAGUCAGGUAGUUGAACAUAGGUAACAAGGGGAGACAACAACAACAACAACAACAACAACAACAACAAAUUUAUUAUUUAUACCCCGCCCAUCUGGCUGGGUUUCCCCAGCCACUCUGGGUGGCUUCCAACUGAAUAUUAAAAACAAUACAGCGUCAGACAUUAAAAACUUCCCCAAACAGGGUCGCCUUCAGUUGUCUUUUAAAAGUAAAAUAGUUGUUUAUUGCCUUGACUUAUGCUGGGAGGGCGUUCCACAGGGCAGGCGCCACUACCGAGAAGGCUCUCUGUAUGGUUCCCUGUAAUCUUACUUCUCACAAUGAGGGAACCGCCAGAAGGCCCUCGGCGCUGGAUCUCAGUGUCCGGGUAGAAUGAUGGGGGUGGAGACACUCCUUCAGAUAUACUGGACCGAGGCCGUUUAGGGCUUGAAAGGUCAGAACCAACACUUUGAAUUGUGCUCGGAAACAUACUGGGAGCUAAUGCAGAUCUCUCAGGACCGGUGUUAUGUGGUCCCGGCAGCCACUCCCAGUCACCAGUCUAGCUGCCGCAUUCUGGAUUAAUUGCAGUUUCCGAGUCACCUUCAAAGGUAGCCCCACGUAGAGCGCAUUGCAAUAGUCCAAGCGGGAGAUAACCAGAGCAUGCACCACUGUGGAGAGACACUCUGCGGGCAGGUAGGGUCUCACCCUGUGUAAUGGUUCUAGGGGUUGCUCGUGCGUAAGCCGGUGCAAACACCUGGCUGGGUUGCCUGAGUGAACCUUUUCUGUCCGGACAGCCACUCACCCGUGGCUGUCUCAAUCGCUGGCAGAAUCCAUCAGUGGGCGUUUCUUAAACUUCUUCCAGCAAAGAAGCUCUUUGACGCCUAGUCUCCGCCUACCCUCUCUGCGCGAAAGCCUUCUGCACAAGGAGGGCGUGGGCAACGGAGGACCCCUACUCUCCCCGCUGGUCCCCGGCAAGGCGUCAUGGGACCGCCUCGCCGCUUCCCCCAUCUGCCCCCCUUCUCCACUGGUGCUACACUGAUUCUCUUCCCCAGAAGAUGGGCUGCCUCUCCCAAUCCCGGGAUGCUCUCUGGAAUCCCUCUGGAUUUUGCUCUCUCCCUCCGGCACUGAUGGCAGUUCCCUGACACCCUGCAUACCAGAUGGAGCUGGUAGACAGCUGCCCUGGACACAGAAUUGACCUGCGCCUCCAUGGACAGCUGUGAGUCCAAAAUGACUCCCAGGCUGCGCACCUGCUCCUUCAGUGGCACAGUUACCCCAUUCAGGAUCAGGGAGUCCUUCACACCAGCCCGCCCCCUGUCCCCCAAGAACAGUACUUCUGUCUCAUCAGGAUUCAACCUCAAUCCAUUGUUAUCUUCAACCCUUUCAUUCCAAUAGCUUAUGAAAAGGACCCAUCAUUCUCUUGUUGGCUUCUGACUUCUCUUCCUGAGUAUUCCAUUUGAACAGAUGCUAAUGUUUGCCAUAUUUUCUUUAGCCAUUCUUUCACUUGGUGGGGUGCGGCAGUCACUGCAGUCUUCCAAUAUUAAGAGAUACAAAUUCUGUCUGCAUUCUCAUUUCUGUUAUGAAGAUCAGCUUACAUAUUGCAUGGUGCUUGUGUGGGUGUGUGGAAACAUAUGAUAUACUCCCCCCACAUAUGAGACGACUGUACAAAUGGGUGUGUUUUCUUUUGGGUACGUGCAUUGUGUGACUUGCUGUUCAACAUCAUGCCUAGCUUUGUUAACCUGGGGCAGCCUUCCCCAACCUGGUGCCCUCCAAACGUUUUGGACUACAUAGCCCAUCAACCCGCGUCAGCAUGGCCGCCUCUGGAGAGAACCUGGUUGGGGAAGGCUGACUUAGGGCAUACCUUCACUGCAAAUAUAAGUGAGUGCUAAGUCGCUUUUAACUAUUGUGGCCUCUUUCACUGUGCGGAGAGUUCGCUAGGAGUUGUCCUUGUGGGAUUGUGCUGAGAAUCUUGACAGAGGGCAUUUCCCAAGGUUGGGUCUACUGGGAAAAGUAAAUUAAAACAAUUCAAUUUGGUACGUCUUAGUUCAUCUACCAUCAUAUCAUCAUCUUCAUUUAUUAAUUUAUAUACCAUGCCUCUGUCUUUCACAGCUGAACGAGAAAUUGUGCGUGACAUCAAGGAGAAGCUGUGCUACGUCGCUCUGGAUUUUGAGAAUGAGAUGGCAACAGCUGCUUCCUCCUCAUCCCUGGAAAAGAGCUAUGAGCUCCCUGAUGGGCAAGUCAUCACCAUUGGCAAUGAGCGAUUCCGUUGCCCAGAAACUCUUUUCCAGCCUUCCUUUAUAGGUGAGUCUGCAUCUCUGGAGUCUGGAGUCAGAGAAUCUGAAGUAAUGCAUGGGAAACAAUAUUUCCUUCUCUCUUGGGGCUCUUUUCUUUGAUUGUGAUAUUUCAACCUGAAAAAAUCAUUUUUUGGUAUUAAUAUUUUAUUGAAAAGGUUUCAAUUAUAAAGGAAUAAAGUGAUGCAAAUAAAAAUAAAAUAAAAAGGCACAAAAAUGUGUAGAAACAAUAUAUGAAUAUAUACAAUAUACAAAAAAUACCCUAACCCAUACAUUCUUGUAUAAAUUAGAUAUUAUUAUGCUAAUACUUAUGUAAAUAUUAAUAGUCUACUACAUUUUGUAUAAAUUCAUUCCAAUUUUGUCGUGUUUAUCCAAGCAGUCUACGUCUGUAAGCAGUCUGUUCAUAAGUUGCAAGUGUUAUCAUAUUGUCAAUCCAUUUAUUAAAGGGGAUUAUAUCUUUAUUCCAGUUGAUCAAUAUCAGUCUCUUGGCUAUCAUUAGGGCACAUAGAAUCUAUUUUCAACAUCCUGUUGUUAACUUCUAUACCAGGCAUAGACAAACUCGGUCCUCCAGAUGUUUUGGGACUACAACUCCCAUCAUCCCUACCUAACAGGGCCAGUGGUCAGGGAUGAUGGGAAUUGUAGUCUCAAAACAUCUGGAGGGCCGACUUUGCCUAUGCCUGUUCUAUACAAUAGAUAUAUAGUUCAGAAGAAUAUAGUUCAGUCAAUCAUGAAAAGAAAACAGAGCCUUACUUCUUGCAUUCAAUUUAUUCAUCCCUUGCUUCUCCCUCUGAAGGAAAUCCCAAAGCAACUAACAACACCAUACAAAAAAAUACAGUCAUCUCAAAAGACAAAGGAAUAUUUUAUUUGAAAAAAAUGCUAGAAUAAACCUAUAGAUACAUUUUGCAUUCAGUACUUAAGAAAACAACAAUUCAGUCAACAAUUAAAAAUCCAUAAACAAUGGAAGAAAACUGUAUAUGAGAAUGAAUUCUUCCCAUUCCUAUUAUAUAAUUUUUACACUACAAUAAAAUUAAAAACCAUGGCAAUUUUAAAAAUAAGGUAGUAUUUAAAGCCCAGUGAAACAGCAACAGCUCUUAAAGGCAAACUAACAGCAGUGGCUUUUGCCAGUUGACUAGAAAGGCUCUGAUGGGAGAGGAUGCAAAGAUGUUUGAAACAUGCUCCCCAGAAAGGAACUUAAUUCCAAAGUUUCAUCAAAGCCAACCAUAGUUCAGUGGUUGAGGCACUUGCUUUGAAUGCAGAAAAGAGAGCCAGCAUGGUGCUGUGGUUAGAGUGAGAGACUAGGACCUGGGAGAGACCAGGGUUCGAAUCCCCACUGGGCUAUGAAGCUCACCUUGGGCCAAGCACGGCCUCUCAGUCUAACCUACCUCACAGGGUUUGGUGGGGAUAAAAUGAGAAGGGAGAGAACCAUGAACACCACUUUGAACUCCUUCGGAAAAAAUGGUGGGCUAUAAAUGCAAUGAAACAAAUGAAUGGCUCAGGUUGAGUCUUUGGUUUCUCCAGGUAGGGCUGGAAGUCUCCUCUGUCUGAAAUCUUGGAGAACUGCUGGUAGUCAAUUUAGGCAAUACAGAGCUAGAUGGAGCAGUAGUCUGACUCAGUGUGAAGGUUUCUUCCUAUGUACCUCUCAGUUGGGUAGUGAUCAGUGCUGAACUGCCAGAGGAAGUUCGUCUUACUGAGUUCCCAUCUGAACUGGGGACAAGCCACUGAUUUUGCACCAUUCCUCCUAGGCAUGGAAUCUGCUGGCAUUCAUGAGACAACCUACAAUUCCAUCAUGAAGUGCGACAUUGACAUCCGCAAAGACCUCUAUGCCAACAACGUCCUUUCUGGAGGCACCACCAUGUACCCUGGAAUCGCAGACAGAAUGCAAAAGGAAAUUACAGCCUUGGCUCCCAGCACAAUGAAGAUAAAGGCAUGUCUGCCCUAUUUUUUUUCAGGGUUUGAAAUACUGUCCCUUAGCAGCCGCCCGGCCCCAUCCCACCUGCAACCUGGCAGGACACCACAUACUGAUGGGAACAAAGAUCCAUGAGUGUGCUAUGGGGAGGGGAUUACCCAUGCGUUUUUGGGACUGCGCCCCUUCCAGUCGUCAACCACAGGGAACUCUUUGCUGUUAUGCUCUGAUGGGUAUUGGCCCACUGACAUGCCUAUGGAAAUAAUCCAAAAUUUAAUACUAUCUGUAGUAGUUGGCAUAUAUCUGAUGAUAGCUGUGGGUCUUGACAUUUCCUCAGAUCAGAACUGACUUUCUGUUUGUGCUUUAGUCUCACACCUUACUUAUUCGGUAGCCAAAUGACCAUCAAAAAUGUCACUCAUUAACCCUCUUCUACAAAUGUUUUCACAGAUCAUUGCUCCUCCUGAGCGUAAAUACUCUGUUUGGAUUGGUGGUUCCAUCCUGGCCUCUCUCUCCACCUUCCAGCAGAUGUGGAUCAGCAAACCAGAAUACGAUGAGGCUGGUCCUUCAAUUGUCCACCGGAAGUGCUUCUAGAGGCCAGAGCUAGAUUCUUCUAGAGCAUGGAGACUCCUUCCUCCUCCUCCUCCUUUUGCAAUUCUUUCUAACUCUUCAAUAAGCAUUAAAACGUUUUUCAAACUCUGCCUGUAGCACUUUGUCCCCUGUUGUUGUUGCUGCUGUAAUCUACCUUGCACCCUAAGGCUCAGGGCAGGUUACAACAAUUUAAAAUACCAUUUUAAAACACACAACAGUUUUUAAAAAACAGUGUGGGUUCUGAAAAUAUACAUUUUAGGUGUCAAAGGUGCUAGGGUAAAAAGAUGUGUCUUCAGCAUACAAUGGAAACUAUAUAGUGAAGGGCCAGGUGUACCUCUGUGGGGAAGGAAUGCCACAACUUAGGGGCUGCCACAGUGAAUGCCCUCUCCUGGCCUACCACCACUCCAAACUUCUGUGGGUUGUGGAACUACCAAGAGGGCCUGCUCUGUUGACACUAGAAAACUGUUUGCAGCAAUGAGGUGGUCUCUCUCAGAUAUUUGGGGCCUGAGUCCUUUUGGGCUUAAAAUGUUGAUGUGAUGACCCUGAACUGGGACCAGAAAUGAACUGGCAACCAGUUCAGUUGUUCCAAAACAGCAGCUACAUGAGAUCUAAACAGAACCCCAGCCAAUAAUCUGGAUGCUGCAUUUUGGACCAAUCGAAGUCGCUGGGUCGUUCAAGCACAUUGUAAUAAUCCAGCCUGGGAGUUACCAGAGCAUGGAAUACAGUGGUUAGGUCUUUUGUAUGCCAUUGAUCUUCACAUCUGGCUCUUGAGUAAACUUAUUUAUGUUUUAUAAAGGGAAGGUAUGCAAUUCAGAGGAGUGGAGGUUGUUCAAAUGAAAUAAACCUUUACCUG